Beauveria bassiana ARSEF 2860 is the source of this 1419-nucleotide messenger RNA. Its product is annotated as WD domain-containing protein. The transcript is spliced from 3 exons. Lineage: Eukaryota; Fungi; Ascomycota; Sordariomycetes; Hypocreales; Cordycipitaceae. Gene Ontology annotation, biological process: mRNA splicing, via spliceosome. The record is from RefSeq and is a predicted model, not a curated record. Gene Ontology annotation, molecular function: protein binding. Gene Ontology annotation, cellular component: Prp19 complex; precatalytic spliceosome; catalytic step 2 spliceosome. Bases 1 to 1419 code for a protein of 472 amino acids.
AUGGAGACACCACAAAUCCCGCAGGAUGCCCUGGAACUCAGAGUAAUGAUCUCGCAGAAUUCGACGGCGGCCCAGCAGCUUUACGCGCGUGCGACAGCGGCAUCGCAAGACCGCCCUAGUGGUACCGGAAAGCGCCAGAAGCUCGCCGACGACUUCGACGACACCGUGAUGAAACGUCGGUUCCAGACCGAUUACGCCAGCUCUGAAAUUCUGCCGCCAUCCCUUGCCGCCAAGCAACCUGGCAAGCCGCAGAAGAAAGGCGCCUCCAAGUCCAUGGUAGUCGCGCAGCGCCCCGGCCAGCCUCAAAAGCUCCUGGAGGGCCCCGGAUCGAGGACGGCCGCACCAGCCAGCGGCGAAAGUACAUCACAGCAACAGAAUACAAGUCUGACGACGCGAAGCGGCGGCGGUCUCGGCGCGCAAACGAUACAACAAGUGAAGCCUGAGUGGCACCCGCCGUGGAAGCUCAUGCGCGUCAUCUCUGGCCACCUGGGCUGGGUGCGCGCGCUGGCCGUAGAGCCUGGCAACAAGUGGUUCGCGAGUGGUGCCGGAGACCGCACCAUCAAGAUAUGGGAUCUCGCGACGGGUGGACUGAAGCUCACCCUCACAGGCCAUAUUAGCACUGUGCGCGGGCUCGCCGUGUCGCCGCGGCACCCCUACCUUUUCUCCUGCGGUGAGGACAAGAUGGUCAAGUGCUGGGACCUGGAAACGAACAAAGUUAUACGCCACUAUCAUGGCCAUCUGAGCGGCGUUUACACGCUGUCACUACACCCUACGCUCGAUGUACUAGUCACGGGUGGUCGCGACGGUGUGGCUCGUGUUUGGGACAUGCGCACCCGAAGCAAUAUUCAUGUUCUUUCUGGCCACACGGGUACUGUGACGGACGUCAAGUGCCAAGAGGCAGACCCCCAAGUCAUCAGUGCCUCACUUGAUUCGACUGUUCGCUUGUGGGAUCUUGCUGCCGGCAAGGCCAUGGGCGUUCUCACACAUCACAAAAAGGGUGUCCGUGCCCUGGCUGUGCAUCCCGAGGAAUUUACUUUUGCCAGUGGUAGCACGGGCAGCAUCAAGCAGUGGAAAUGCCCCGAGGGCGCGUUUAUGCAGAACUUCGACGGCCAAAAUGCCAUCAUCAACACUAUGAGUGUCAAUCAAAAUAACGUCCUGUUUUCCGGAGGUGACAAUGGCUCCAUGAGCUUCUGGGACUGGAAGUCUGGACACAGAUUCCAGGCCCUGGAUACUACAGCGCAGCCUGGUUCCCUGGAUGCAGAAGCUGGCCUUAUGAGCUCAAUAUUUGACCGCUCCGGCUUGCGUCUCAUCUGUGGUGAGGCUGACAAGACGAUUAAAAUAUGGAAACAGGACGAAAACGCCUCUGAAGAGACACAUCCUCUUCAGUGGACGCCAUCACUUGGACGACGCAAGUUUUAG